This is a messenger RNA of Parascedosporium putredinis, 300 nucleotides long. NCBI's taxonomy places the organism in Eukaryota, Fungi, Ascomycota, Sordariomycetes, Microascales, Microascaceae. The record is from the annotation of a GenBank genome assembly.
AUGGCCGACAGCAACCCCGGAAACUUCGCCAACUGGGAUAAGAGCGACUUAAAGAAGGUUGCCGCCAAGGGUGGCAGGACCCAGAACGCCGGCGAGGCAGAAACCGGCUCGGGAAACCAGGCGAGCAGCGGUCUCGGUAGCAGCGGCAACAGCGGCACCGGCAAGCAAGGCUUCGCCAGCAUGGACCCCGAUAGACAGCGCGAAAUCGCUUCCAUGGGCGGCAAGGCGUCGGGUGGUUCCUUUGAAAAGGGCAGUGAGCGUGCUAGGGAGGCUGGAGCCAAGGGAGGAGCGAGCUCCUAA